Molecule: messenger RNA, 1080 nt
Organism: Peronospora matthiolae
Lineage: Eukaryota; Oomycota; Peronosporomycetes; Peronosporales; Peronosporaceae
Source: the annotation of a GenBank genome assembly
AUGCCGACCCUCUACGUAGGCACGUACACACGUAAAGAACCGCACGUGAACGGCCACGCAACCGGCAUUCACGCCUAUUCUUUCAAUGACGUUACGGGUGCCCUCAACCUGCUUCACAUCACGCCAGACGUUGGCAUUAAUCCGUCGUACGUGGUCGGUACCGACUCAACGCUGUACGUCGUGAACGAGUGCAACGACGCAUCAAAGCUUCUCCCAGGAGACGAAACGGGGUUUGUCACAGCUUACGCUCUCAGCUCCACUGGUCACUUGAGGCCAAUUAGUCGACAUGAGACGGGCGGCACGUACUCGUGUCACGUGGCACUCAGUCUGAACGGAGACUUUGUCUCGGUAGCCAAUUACAAUGGCGGACUGUCGCUCUACCCCGUACUCGCCGACGGCUCCUUAGCUCCGGCCUCGCACCACUGCCGUCUACAAGGGGCGAGUUUGGUCCAUCCCGACCGUCAAGAAGCGUCGCAUAUUCAUAGUACAGUAUGGACACCAACAGGUCUCCUCGCAGCUGACUUGGGCACGGAUUCCGUCGUGCAGUACACUUUAAAUGUAAACAAGAAGCAACUCGAGCACGAAGAGCUCAUUUCGUGUCGCCCUGGCUCAGGACCCCGUCACUUGGCGCUCUCGAUUGAGCUCGGCGUUUGUUACGUCCUUGGGGAGCUGGACAAUACUGUGGGUGUGCAUGCUUUUGAUGCUUCGACCGGGAAGCUCAACCUCGAGACCCUGCAGACCAUUUCGACGCUGCCGAAAGGCUACGAAGGUCCGACUGCCCUCGCGUCGGACAUUCACAUCUCCCCCACCAACAAGUUUGUCUACGCGGCUACGCGCUUUAGCAACACCAUUGCCAUCUACGAGAUUCUACCUGAUACGCGUCUAAAGCUCGUGGACAUUGUGCCGACACGGGGUGCUACGCCACGUGAUAUCCUCUUGUUUAAGGACUUUUUACUGGUAGGCAACCAAGACUCGGACAGCCUCGACGUCUUCCACGUUGAUGAGGACACUGGCAAGAUCACGUACACGGGCAACUCGGUCGAGUGCCCGUCCCCUUCGUGCAUGUUCAUUGCUCAGUAA